AUGUUUAAAAUCUUCGCCGUUAUUCUUGGUACUAUGUUAGUAGCUGUCAACUGUGGUUUACUUCCUGGUGGUUAUUCUGAUCAUCCCGAGUUACUUCAUGAUUCACGUGUUCAAGGUUUAGCUACUUAUGCUGCUGAAUAUUUGGCUAUAAAAGAAAAUAUUUAUCUUAGCCAUAUUAAACUUACACGUGUUCAAACUCAAGUCGUUGCCGGUAUGAAUUAUAAAUUAGAUUUUACUGCUGAAUCUAUUAGUGGUGGUAGUGGUAAAUUAACAACAUGUCAAGCUAUUAUCUAUGUACGAUUUGAUCAAACUCAAAAAGUUACCAAAGUUGAAUGCCAUUAA
This is a messenger RNA of Rotaria sp. Silwood1, 342 nucleotides long. The record is from the annotation of a GenBank genome assembly. Lineage: Eukaryota; Metazoa; Rotifera; Eurotatoria; Philodinida; Philodinidae.